AUGUACCAAAUGAUCAUGCAAGUAGAUCCCGGAUGUUAUGGAGACCGCAAGUCCUUCUGCAACCUGGUCUCUCAACAUGCCAAUCUUCAUCCUGACAGUAUUGCCAUAUCUUAUAACGGCGACACUUUAUCAUAUGAUGAACUGGAGACGCAAUCUACACGAGUUGCGACCCUUCUCUACGACAGAGGCGUUCGACCCAGAGACAAGGUGCCAAUUCUUACAUCGAGGUGCUCACUAAUGGUGGUGUGUCUUUUAGCGAUCUCCAAAAUCGGCGCUUGCUACAUUCCUAUGGACAUCACCUGGAGCUCUGAGAGGAUUCGUAUAGUUCUUAGUACUAUCAACGCGGAUAUAAUGAUAAGCACAGAGUCUGAGACGGGGACAAUACUGAAUGAUAAUAUGGUUCUGAAGAGUGAGAUUGAAGCAGUCCUAGGCCAAAGGAAUGGAGAAAGUCAAUUGUUUCACCACGUGGGUUAUGAGAAUCUCGAGGACCCCGCGUACAUCAUUUUUACCUCUGGGACGACAGGAGCGCCAAAAGGGGUAGUGAUCUCUAACGCAAGCCUCUUGAACUAUGUGCAGCAAGGUGGUGUGUCCAAGCCUUUCAAUAUGAACGUAAAGUCAGGGGAUAAGGUGGUGUCAUUAUUUUCAAUUGGAUUUGACGCAUGCACUGGAGUUCUUUUUAGCACUCUAUGCAAUGGUGGUCAGCUGGUACUUUCUAGUCAAACUCGAUUUAUAGACGACCUGAAGACAUGUGAUAUACUGCCCAUUACACCAUCAGUCUUAGCGACAAUCCAGUAUCCAGAAAGUUUCACCAACAUCAAGUCUAUCUUUCUAGGAGGAGAAUCACCUAAUCAUACUCUAAUAAAGAAAUGGUGGAGACCAGAUCGGAAGAUCUUUAAUGCCUAUGGCCCAACCGAGACAACAAUCUCAUCUAGCAUCUUUGAGGUCUUACAGGAUCAGCCAAUACUAUUGGGAAGCCCCAUGGAAGAAAGCAUGAUUCUGCUUCUCGAUAAGAAUCUCGAUGAAAGCGCUGAGGGUGAAAUCUGCAUCAGCGGCCCAGGACUCGCGAUUGGCUACUUCAAGGACGAGGACAUGACAGAACAAAAAUUCAUCAAUUGGAAAGGAACAAGAAUAUACCGUACCGGCGACUUUGGCCGUCGAAAUGCUGGAGAUGGAAUUGUUUUUCUAGGACGACAAGAUAGCCUGGUCAAGAAUCGAGGAUUUCUGAUAAAUCUGGAGACUGAAGUGGUACCUGCACUGCGGGCAUUUGAAGGUGUUACCGCAGCUAUUGCCUUAUUACAUGAAGGGCGAUUGGUGGCUUUUAUUGCGCCUAAAAUUGAGCCAUUCCUGGUGCGCAAUUGGUUAGCACGACAUUACGAUACGUUCCUUGUCCCUGACAUCCUUCACUCCUUAUAUUCUCUUCCUCUAUCACACAAUGGAAAAGUAGAUAUACCAUACCUAAGAAGCCAGUUGCAACAUGUCCCAGAACCCCAAAAGAUAGAUAACAAAAGAGGAACAACAACGCAAAUAUUGAUAUCAGGAGUCGCGCUGGCCCUUGGUAUUCCUGAGAGUAAAAUAUGUCCUAAAAGUUCUUUCUGGGACCUGGGAGGCAAUUCUCUGUCUGCAAUGAAGCUUUUAUCAUACUUACACAAACACAACUUGACUCUAUCUGUUGUGGAUUUAUUCUCCUCACAAAGCCUCCGCCUCACGGCCUCGUUGGCCCAAGCUAUUGACACUGAUACCAGUCAAAUCAUUACACGGCAAGAUGAAAGCAAAAUUGGCAGUUCUUCACAUCAAUUAGUUGAAUUUCCAAUGACGGUAGUUCAAUCAAGCAUGAUCAAAGCAUGUCUUCGUGAGCCACUUGCUAAUUAUCUUCUUAUUUCUAUAUCAUGCGAUGACUGCGAAAUCUUAGAAGCUGGUCGCUUGAAGAGAGCAUGGGACAUAAUAAUGAAGCGGCACCUUAUAUUUUCAGCUACCUUCAAUCUUCUCAAAGGCACACAAGCGACCUCUGAAGUAAGCGAGAUUGACUGGAGCGAGAUUUCGAGCCAUAGCAAAGAUAUUGAAUCUACUGUCCGUAACGUAAUGGAUGAGCUGUUGUCUCUACCUAAGACUCCGUGCACCGGGCAGACCUUUAGACCUGUCGAUGCAUUUCGAGUUAUUCGAGAUCACAAACAAAGUUUCAAUUUGUUGUGGCUUGUACAUCAUAGCCAGAUAGAUGGCUGGUAUAUGAGUAUAUUGAUGGAAGAUCUGAAAGCAAUACUCGAUGGAAAGGCACUCUCCUGCCCAGGAAAAUUCUCCGAGUUCGUUCAUGAGCGAAGUCAAUACGUUGAGAAAAUGCGUCAAGGAUCAGCGGACUUUUGGAAAACCAUUUUCCAUGGUCACUCCCCUUCCUGCCGUCUAAAACGGCCAAAUCCUGAUAUGACUAGACCGGAAGAUAAAAUGAUUUCGUUUCCCGAUAAGGUCCUGAAACUCAGGCUCUCUUUUGUAAACCUCGAAGCAAGUUCUCGAAGACUGAAAGUGCCAGUUCCUGUUAUCAUUUAUGCGUGUUUAUCGUUACUUCUUCGAAAUUAUUUGGCUGAUGACAAGGUGAAUUUUGGAGUCGUUAUAUCAGGACGCAGCUUAGCCGUGCCUCUUAUUCACAAAACAAUCGGUCCACUCAUCAAUACAUGCCCCUUUCCCGUGGAUUUAGGUGGUUCAAUGAACAAGAUGGAUUUGCUUAAUCAUGUGCAGGAAAGAUUGCUGAAAAUCAUAGACCAACAAUGGUCUGCGGCAGAUUAUCUUGAAUCCAUUCCAGGUGAUAACUCCUGGCUGUUGAAUCCGAUUGUAGCCAUAGAAUACGAUUUACCCGAGAUCCCCUGUCCGAUCAAUUCUGGAACAUGGAAGUUCCAGUAUAAAUCCUUUAUGGAAUCUGGGUUGACCAUCUCGAUUGGAAAAGAUCAAGGUGAAAUGUUCACACGAUUUCAGUAUAGCACCAAAGAAUACGAACCGGCAAUGAUAGAACGGUUGCAACGGCAUUUUCAUAAUAUAAUCCAUGGCAUUAUCGACCAGUCGACAGAUACUUUAUUGCAAGUCCGCGACAAAAUGAUGAAUCAAGCAGAAGUUGAUAGCUUGGUGUAUCCACCACAGAUCGGACCUCAUUUGGAUGAUACGAAAACCCUAAAAGACACAUUCGAGCAGGCAGCAGAUCAGUGGCUAGAAUUCUCCGCACUUGAGUCGCAUGAUGGGUCACUCACCUAUUUGGAAUUGGAAAACAGGGCUAAUCAUGUUGCAGCAUAUCUUGCUAAAUUCGUCAGACCGAAUGAUGUUGUGGCAACUUUGAGUGAUGGGUCUUUGUCAUGGAUUGGCGAAAGCCUGCGAAUCGCUGGAACCCGCACAUUGUUUUUGAGAAGUGUUAUCAAAGAGCCACUUCUUGAUACUACAAGAUUGAAAACAAAAAACAAGCCUAGUGAUGCUGCUUAUUUGAUCUUCACCUCCGGUUCGACUGGCCAUCCUAAGGGAGUCAAAGCAAGCCAUGGACCGAUCUUAUCUUAUCUUGCAUCCCCGGAGUCGAGGCUGCAUUCUAAACCUGGGAGAAGAAAUGCUCAAAUGCUAUCGGUUGGAUUCGAUAUCAGCAUCGCUGAGAUAUUCGGCACACUCUGCUAUGGCGCCACCCUAGUUUUGAAAAAUCCGGCCCAUCCAUUCUCACAUCUCACCACAGUUGAUGCUGCUAUGGCAACACCAUCAUUGCUUUCCAGCCUUGUAAGUGAGGAACUCAAUAAUCUUGAUACUAUAUUUCUUGCCGGAGAGGCAGUUACCCAAAGGCUUGUAGAUCGGUGGGCUGUAAAUGGCCGUAAAUUGUACAAUGGUUAUGGGCCUUGUGAGUGCACGAUCGUCGUUCUCAUUGCUACUCUUCGAAGAAAUCAAGAGCCAACAGUCGGCAAACCUGUUCCAGGAACUGCUUGCUAUAUACUGGAUGCUCAGAGACGACUAGUACCGAUAGGGCUACCAGGAGAGAUUUGUAUCAGCGGACUGUCGGUUUCGCAGGGAUACCUUGACAAUGAGGAGGAAACCCGACUUCGGUUUGUUCGCGAUCCAUUCUGUCCUGAACAGAUGAUGUACUGUACCGGAGACAUUGGGGUAUGA
Botrytis sinoallii is the source of this 4119-nucleotide messenger RNA. RefSeq lists its product as uncharacterized. Gene Ontology annotation, biological process: amino acid activation for nonribosomal peptide biosynthetic process; secondary metabolite biosynthetic process. Bases 1 to 4119 code for a protein of 1372 amino acids. NCBI's taxonomy places the organism in Eukaryota, Fungi, Ascomycota, Leotiomycetes, Helotiales, Sclerotiniaceae. Gene Ontology annotation, molecular function: catalytic activity; phosphopantetheine binding. The record is from RefSeq and is a predicted model, not a curated record. Gene Ontology annotation, cellular component: cytoplasm. The transcript has 3 exons.